Funneliformis caledonium is the source of this 197-nucleotide messenger RNA. The record is from the annotation of a GenBank genome assembly. NCBI's taxonomy places the organism in Eukaryota, Fungi, Glomeromycota, Glomeromycetes, Glomerales, Glomeraceae.
CUACUUUAAGAGCAUCUAAAUGGCAUUUAGAAAUAUUUUUCUCUAAUUCUAAUGUUUCUUUUAAGACUUUUUAUUCUUCUUCUAAUUGCUUAUUUAUUUCAAGUAAUUCAUUCUUCUUUUUCUCUAAAUUAGUUGUUAAUGAUUAUAAACUUUUAACUUCUUCAUUAGAUUUCACUCACCAAAAUAUUGCAUUGUGA